UCCACUUCCUCAUAUUCUCUCUAGAAAUGGUUACACUAGGCCUCGGCUCUCCCACUGCAUCCACCAACAACUCCAUCAUCCUCCAUCCCCAACCACAGCCACUCAAGGUGGCACCCAUCACAGCCUCUUACAAUGAGUGUAUUCGCCCUAUCCUUGAUGCCAUUGAAAGCCUCAGGCGCCUUAACAUUUCCCAAGAAGGCGUCUACCUUCCUUCUAUUGUCGUUGUGGGUGACCAGUCCUCUGGCAAGUCUAGUGUCCUCGAAUCCCUUGCCGGAAUCAGCCUGCCACGUGGCCAAGAUAUCGUCACCAGGGUCCCUCUAAUCAUGAGGCUUCAAAACCAUCCUCUCUCCAAACCCGAGCUGGUCUUGGAAUAUAAUGGUAAAUCUGUGCCUACAGACGAGGCUCAUGUCUCUGAGACUAUUAAUGCUGCCACAAAUGAGCUUGCAGGCAAGGGAAAAGGCAUAUCCAACUCCAGGUUAACUUUGUUGGUGAAGAAGAAUGGGGUUCCUGAUCUGACAAUGGUCGAUCUUCCUGGUAUUACUCGGGUGCCUGUUCGUGACCAGCCUGAGGAUAUCUAUGACCAGAUUAAGGGCAUUAUCAUGGAGUACAUAAAGCCCGAAGAGAGCAUUAUUCUCAAUGUUCUAGCAGCUACGGUUGAUUUUCCUACCUGUGAAUCCAUCAGGAUGUCACAGAGUGUGGAUAAAUCUGGAGAGAGGACCUUGGCUGUGAUCACAAAGCCUGACUUGGCCCCACAAGGCCUGCUGGAGAAGAUCACCACUAAUGACGUGAAUAUUGGUCUUGGGUAUGUGUGCGUGAGAAAUCGCAUAGGGGAUGAAUCCUAUGAAGAAGCUCGUGUGGAAGAAGCUAAACUCUUUGAGACCCACCCACUUCUGUCCAAAAUAGACUCGUCAAUUGUGGGUGUUCCUGUUUUGGCACAGAAGUUGGUUAAACUCCAAGCACUUGGCAUAUCCAAGACAUUGCCAGAGAUAGUAAAAAAGAUUAAUGACAAGUUCAGUUUUUACCUAUCGGAACUGGAGUGUCUACCCAAGAAUCUUGCUUCAGUAGCCGAAGCUAUGAGUCUUGUGAUGCAUCAAAUCGGCUUAUCUGCAGAAUCACUGAAGAAAAUUCUCAUCAGAGGAGAAUUUGAUGAGUACCCUGGUGAGAAGCACAUGCAUUGCACCGCUCGCCUUGUUGAUAUGCUGAACCAGUACUCAAACGAUCUCCACACAUGUCCUGCUAGUGAUCCCGCCAAGAGCUUUUUGAUGGAGGAAAUAAAGGUUCUUGAGGAAGCCAAGUGCAUCGGACUACCAAACUUCAUGCCUCGCACUGCUUUUCUGACUGUCCUGCACAGUAAAGUGAGGGGGAUUUCCGGCAUCCCAGUCGGGUUCAUCGAUAAGGUAUGGGACUAUCUUGAAAGCGUGGUGCUUAAUGUUCUGAUGCGUCACACAGAACACUAUGAGCUUCUUCAGAAGUGUACUCGACGAUCAGCGCGGAAUCUUAUCGCUAAGAUGAAGGAGCAAUCUAUCAAAUAUGUUAUGGGCAUAGUGGAAAUGGAAAAGCUGACUGAUUACACUUGUAAUCCUGAGUACAGUUCUGAAUACAACAGGCUAAUGGCUCAGAAAGAUGUCUUCAUGAAAGGUAAAAAUCAAAAGCUAAGUCAGGUAAAGCUUCAAGACAUUGGAGAAGUUGAAAUUGCUCAUCUAGGGCGGUACCCAGAACAUGACACUAAUCAAGCAUUUGACUUGAAGAUGAGGAUCACUGCAUAUUGGAAGGUAGUGGUGAGGAGGCUCAUUGACAGUACUGCUCUUCACCUUCAGUUCAGCAUCAACAGCCUUGUGAACAAGGAUUUGGAGCAAGCGAUUAUUAGUGAUUUCAUGGGUCCAUGUGGGGGUGGUAUUGAAAGCUUGCUGGUGGAACCUCCUUCAGUUUCUGGGAAGAGAGAGAGGAUUAACAAGGGGCUUAAAGUCCUCAAAGAAUGCAAGGAGGUUGUGGCUAAUAUCAUGGAUGAAAUCUCAAGUUAUGGGGUUUAG
Molecule: messenger RNA, 2030 nt
Organism: Neltuma alba
Lineage: Eukaryota; Viridiplantae; Streptophyta; Magnoliopsida; Fabales; Fabaceae
Product: dynamin-related protein 4C-like
Exons: 1
Coding region: 27-2030 (667 amino acids)
Cellular component (GO): cytoplasm; membrane; microtubule
Molecular function (GO): GTP binding; microtubule binding; GTPase activity
Source: RefSeq, a predicted model, not a curated record